AGUGCAGCCAAUAACAGUAUGAGUUCCUCCCCCAGACGUUUACUGGAGUGCUGCCACUUCACAAGAUUUACACAGCCGUCUUUACAUUCACUAAACUCGCUGGAAAUAUUCCCACAAUCUCCGCUUCAGUUGGGAUUUGAUCUCUGCUGACUCUUCCGAUUGAGCGGACAGGACUUUUCAUCAUGACCAAAGAAUCCCGUCCGUCCUGGGACAGUCCCGUGCAGUUUGUCCUGGCUUGUGUGUCCUAUGCAGUCGGUCUUGGGAAUGUCUGGCGUUUUCCAUACCUCUGCCAAAUGCAUGGGGGAGGUGGAUUUCUGAUUCCUUAUCUGUUGAUGUUGGUUUUGGAGGGAAUUCCUCUCUUCUGUAUGGAGUUGGCGAUCGGUCAGAGGAUGCGUCAGGGCAGCAUUGGGGCGUGGACGGCCAUCAGCCCGUAUCUGGGUGGACUGGGCUUUGCCAGCGUUGUGGCAUCACUUUACUUAUGUCUGUACUACAACAUCAUCAAUGCCUGGAGCUUCUGGUAUCUCUUUCAUUCAUUUCAGUCAGUGUUGCCCUGGUCCCAGUGUCCCAUCAACAUUAACCAGACCGGAUAUCUGGAGGAAUGUGAAGUAUCUUCAUCCACAGAGUAUUUCUUUUACCGCGAGACUCUGAACAUCUCCUCCUCUAUAGAUGAGAACGGUGGGAUUCAUAUGGGACUGGCGCUCUGUCUCCUGCUGGCGUGGGUCAUAGUUUUUCUCUUCAUCGUCCGUGGGGUCAAGUCCACAGGAAUGGUUGUGUAUUUUACAGCUACAUUUCCGUAUGUAGUUCUCAUCAUUUAUCUGAUUCGUGGGAUCACUCUUCACGGGGCCUGGAACGGAGUAAAAUACAUGUUUACACCUAAAUUGGAGCAGUUAGCCAAUCCUCAGGCGUGGAUCAAUGCGGCCACACAGAUCUUCUUCUCUCUGGGUUUGGGUUUUGGUUCUCUGAUCGCGUUUGCCAGCUAUAAUCAUCAGAAUAAUAACUUUGAGAGGCAGGCGGUGGUCGUGUCUCUGAUCAACAGCGGCACUUCAGUGUUUGCCAGUGUUGUCACGUUUGCUAUCUACGGAUUUAAAGCCACGUUUAACUAUGAAAGCUGUUUGGAAAGGACGAGAUUGUUACUGCUGAACACAUUUGAUCUGUCUGAGAGUGAGAUCACCGCUGAUAAUGUGACCGUCUGGAUCUCUUUACUGAAUCACACCAGACCUGAGGAGUUUGCAGCUAUCGCUUCAAAAAUAGACAACUGUAAUCUGGAGUCUGAACUGGACACGGCGGUCGAGGGCACGGGUUUGGCCUUUAUUGUGUACAGUGAGGCCAUUAAGAACAUGCCCGUGUCUCAGAUCUGGUCUGUCCUCUACUUCAUCAUGUUACUGUUGUUAGGAAUGGGAAGCAUGCUGGGUAACGUCACAGCCAUCAUCACCCCGCUGGGUGACCUUAAGUUCCUGUCAAAGAGAUUCAGCAAUGAGACCAUCAACGGUGUGGUGUGUCUUGUCUGUCUUCUUCUGGGUUUUGGCUUCACCACGCGCUCAGGCAGUUACUGGUUCACUAUAUUUAAUGAUUACGGAGCGACGCUGUCUCUGCUCUUCAUCGUCUUCUUUGAAGUCAUCAGCGUUUGCUACGUCUACGGAAUUAAAAGGUUUGAAAAAGACUUUGAGGAUAUGUUGGGUCAUCGGCCGAACUGGUACUGGAGAGUGAUGUGGGCUGUCGUGAGUCCGGUUCUCCUCAUCGGUCUCUUCAUCUUUUACAUCAUCAACUACAUCCAGGGCGGGACACCAACCUAUCAGGCCUGGGACAAAGAUCUAGGUAAAUCUGUGAUGAAGGAAUAUCCUCCGUAUGGUCAGGCGUUCAUAGCUCUGCUUCUGUUGUCUGCUGUAAGCUGCGUUCCUCUGGUGGCUCUUUAUGAACUUUGUAAGAGAAAACGGCGAGGACAACCCAUCCGUGAGCGUCAGAUCAUCACUACAGUCUCAUCUGGACUUUAACCUGAUUCAAAUCAACUGCUUGUCUAACACUAAUCACAAAAUAUAUUUCUGUUUAUCAUACAGUAAGUGCUGUGCACAUUUAGAAACAUAGACCUUGAGUACUAUAUGUGUUUCUAUAAAUGUAAAUGUUUGAAGAACAACUUAACAACUUGUAUAGUGUAAAAAACGAACUUACAUCCAGUAACAUUUACGGAGUUAUGAAAGUUUUUUCUUGAUGCAACUCUUUCCCCGCCAGCGUUUAAAAACAAAGUUGCCAGCCAAUGCUAGCAUUUUUUAUGAUUUUUUUAUGUCUUACAGAAUAUUUACUACUUUAAAUAUAUAUAUAAACAUAUGUCAAUCGAUUCAAAUAUUGAAUCUAGAUUAAUCGCAUGAUUUUCAUGAGUUAACUCGCGAAUAAUCGCAAAUGAAUCUCACAUUUUAUCUGUUCUAAAUGUUCCAUAAUUUAACGCUUUUCAAGUUUUUAAUCCUCAAAUCAACAUGGGCAUGGACAAAUAUAGAUGCUUCAUGCAAAUGUAUGUUUACACCAACCUGUUUACAUUUUUGACAGAACCAUCAGACAUUGUUUUCUUUAUUAACUUUUCUUUCAAAAGGCCCGUUUCUUUCUCAGUUUUUCUUUGCUUCUGCAUCAUUUGUGACUCAUGCUGGCAAAUUGAGUCAAAAUGAGUAAAUUUUCACAAAUAAGUUAUUUAUAUUUUGACAUUCUUUAUUGAAAAACAAUGUCGAGCUACACCUGUUUGAAGGUGAGUCAACAAAAUCCAAAAUUACCACAAAAAUGACCACAUCCAUACCAUAAAAUCACUGUAAAACUAAUCAAUUUAGCACACAAAGUUAAAAACAAUAUCUAUAUAUGUUUUUUCUUUCUUUUAUUGUUUUGUUGACAUUGAGACUGACAGCUUUAAGACCUACUAUUGCGCAAGGAUCUAAUAUAAUCAGAUAUUUUUCCUCAAGCGUUAACCAAACAUUCCCUCAGUGGCGGCCGGUGACUUCUCUUCUGAGGGGCGCAAAUUCAAAAUCUUUUUUUUUGUACCAUGUGUCUCAUGCCUCUUGUCAAAAUACAUGCCUGCUGCAAAAGUGUCGAAAGGAUUUAUGAUAAAAGAUACACUCACAUUCACAAAAUACUCACAAAACACUAACUUAACACUAAACUCUGAUUAUAGAUGAGAUUAAGCGAGUAUCUGGUAAACCUGAGCAUAUUUUUUUAUCAUAACCCAGCCAGGCAUUUAUUUUGACAUCACGUGUGAUGCACAUGACGCACCGAACACAUAUUUUGAAAUGAAGAACCACACACAUGACGGCUAAAUACAUGUCGUGACAAGCUUCGUAUCGUGCACCCUUGAAAAAGAAGUCACCGUCCGCCACUGUAUUCACUUAAGACAUAACAAAUUAUAUUUGCGUGAAUUCUUGUCAAAACAGAUAUUACAUUCAAACUGUAAUUCUGUCUAUGUGUACAUAUAUUGAGGUUAUGCAGCUGUGUGCAUACUUCAGAUGUGUCAGUCAGCGUGAGGAAGAUUGUUUUUGAGUCUUAUCACUCUUAAUAAACAUCAAUCAGGUCCUAAACAUUAUCUCACUUUAUAACUAUUUAACAUCAAACAAGUCCCAAACUUUAUCUCUUGUAACAUCAAGCAAGUCCUGAUCUUUAUCUCUCUCUCUUAAUAACUAUUUGAACAUCAAUCAGGUCCCGAGCAUUAUCUCUCUUUAUAACUAAUUUAACAUCAAGCAAGUCUCAAACAUUAUCUCACUUUAUAACUAUUUUAACAUCAAACAAGUCCCAAACUUUAUUUUCUAAUUUCUGCAUGUUUUAAAACCGAAACCAAAAUGUCAGACGUGCAAGUGGACAACCAUCCUUUGUGUAUUAGUUAAGCAUUUAGGACGGUACUCCUCACAGAAAACCUACAAAUAAAGAUCAUUUUAGAUGUUUAAUAACUAUUUAGAGCAUUGGAUUCACUAGACAAGAGCUUAAUGUACUUUUUUUAAUAAAAGCCUCAUUUAGACAGCACGGGUCAUAUUUACUGUGCUGCAUUCAGACGAGCAGCGACUUUUUCAAUGAGGUCAUUAGGAGGCAUUUCUAAAUCUGGUUGUCAAAAACAAUGAGUACCAGUAACUGACGAGAGGCAGAUGAUGUGAACUUCAUUGCUUUGUUUUCAUUGGUAGUCGCUCCUGAAAGUUGCUCAUUAUUUGCAUAAAGUUCAAUUUUUCUCAACUUUGUUGCGCGACUGGACAAAUUGGCCCAUUCAUUGGCCAACGGUCAUUGCCGCAUGUGUCGCUGGAAGUCACCAAACUUCCAUUGAAAUCGAAGAGAUUGCAUCGCUCUGGUAUUGCUAGUCUGAAUGCAGUUUACAGCUGCGUCUCAAUUCAAUUAACUAUGGGCUAGACCAAGGGUAGGGGCAAAUAUGGGUAGGUUUCUUCAAAAAUAAUAAAUUUUGAGCAAAAAGCUGAGAUAAUUGUAUUUUUGUAAAGGACUUUUGUUAGAGAUCAGAUUCAGAGCAAUGAUCAAAACAUACACAGAGUUUUUACUGUUUUUGGAUCAGUGGAUGCUUCAGUGUUUAAAAGUUGAGUAACAGCGCCACUUAGUGGAUAAUCGAGGAAACAAAGAUUGCCGUAAAAACUCGUCAUUGGCAGGGAAGUGUUUUCUCUUGACAAUGAACUCAUUAAGUCAUCAAUAGCGGGGAAAGAGUUAAAAGCAACUAAAGCUAUUUACUGUAAGUGAUGAUAACUUACUGUGGCCAAAAAACAGAAAUAGUAAAAGAAUAUCCAAGAAUAUAUGAGGUAUACGUGAACAUGCACAAGCAUUGAUGUAAACUAUGUGUAAAUAACUUUAUACUGAGGUUCAUUUAUUGUUGUAGUAGUAAUGUAAGUCUUGUUUGUAGCUUUAAUCACAAAAUUUUAUCUUCAUAUCAUAUACCAUACAAACCACUGGAUUAAGAACUGGGGCCUUAUUUAUAAAAUGCUGCGUAGAAAUCAUCCUACAUUUGAUCUUAUGAUCAUUUAUCAAAAAUGCGUACGUGUGAUUUAUAAACUGAACAUACACACAGAAAACGCGCGUACCCUUUUCUUGCAGAUGUGAAAUCUAUAAAUGGCAAAUGAUCUUGAACCUGUGCGCAGUUUCAGAUCUUCGUCUUUAAACGAUGUCCAAUUAAUGUCAUUGACAUAUAAAAGAGCGCCUGUCAAUGAUCAAAUCCUUUUUCAAACAUGGCUUAUAUUUCCAAAAACACAGGCAGCAAUCAGACAAGCAAAAGUGCGUACGUCUGCUCAGACCCUGACGUGGCGCUAAGCACUUUUUUCACGUCAAAGUCAGUUUUUAUAAAUAUGGACUUUGCCGUGGGUUUUUGCGUACACACACUUUACGAUCAAAUCUGUGCGUACGCAUGCUUUAUAAAUGAGACCCCUGAACUUUUAUGAUUUGUCAUUCAACCGUGAGAUCACUUUUGUUGUCAUUUUAUGUACUUUUUUCAUACUUUUUUAAUAUUAAACAUUACUGUGAAACAUU
Misgurnus anguillicaudatus (oriental weatherfish) is the source of this 5478-nucleotide messenger RNA. Its product is annotated as sodium- and chloride-dependent transporter XTRP3. The record is from RefSeq and is a predicted model, not a curated record. Lineage: Eukaryota; Metazoa; Chordata; Actinopteri; Cypriniformes; Cobitidae. Gene Ontology annotation, biological process: sodium ion transmembrane transport; L-proline import across plasma membrane; glycine transport. Gene Ontology annotation, molecular function: L-proline transmembrane transporter activity; proline:sodium symporter activity. Gene Ontology annotation, cellular component: plasma membrane; apical plasma membrane.